UUGCCGUAGAGAUGGAAGACUCUGAUAACCCCCCGUGUGCGCGGCACUGGUGGUGAAAGCCUCUCGCUACGUACUGGCUAAUGAUUGGCACGCUUGACAGUGAUUGGCAGCGCUGCCAUGGCAACGGCGCAGCGACACCAAGAAGACCAAUAGAAAAGGGAAACAAAAUGUUUCAAUGCUACACUCAACGGCGGAUUUAGGGGGGAGAUAUUAUGAGGCUGGUGUCAUUAGGCGAUAGCCAUUGAAUCAUUCGAUCUCCUUUUUUUUUAGAGCAACUUCGCCGUGGCUCUCGUCGGGCGAUUCGCCCCCUCUUUUUUCUCCAUAAUUUUGGUUCGUCUCUCAGGUCAUUUCCAUGGUUUUCCGAUCGCCUUUAGAGCUUUAUCCCUCCCAUUUCUUCCUGCCAAACUUCGCUGAUCGCCCCCUGCUCCUGGCGAACAGCGCGCCAGCUGCCCGGUCCCCGGAAGACUUGUCCAUGUUCCAGCUACCCACACUCAACUUCUCCCCGGAGCAGGUGGCGAGCGUCUGCGAGACGCUGGAGGAGACCGGGGACAUCGAGCGGCUGGGUCGCUUCCUCUGGUCCCUGCCCGUGGCCCCCGGAGCGUGCGAGGCCAUCAACAAGCAUGAGUCCAUCCUGCGCGCCCGGGCCGUGGUGGCCUUCCAUACGGGCAACUUCAGGGACCUCUACCACAUCCUGGAGAACCACAAGUUCACCAAGGACUCGCACGGCAAGCUGCAAGCCAUGUGGCUGGAGGCGCACUACCAGGAGGCCGAGAAACUCCGCGGACGCCCGCUGGGUCCCGUGGACAAGUACCGGGUGAGGAAGAAGUUCCCGCUGCCUCGGACCAUCUGGGACGGCGAGCAGAAGACGCACUGUUUCAAGGAGCGGACGCGGAGCCUGCUCAGGGAGUGGUACCUGCAGGACCCCUAUCCGAAUCCCAGCAAGAAAAGGGAACUGGCUCAAGCCACUGGACUCACUCCCACACAGGUCGGCAACUGGUUUAAGAACCGGAGGCAACGAGACAGAGCCGCGGCGGCAAAGAACAGGCUCCAGCACCAAGCAAUAGGACCCGCCGGCAUGAGGUCCCUCUCGGAGGCCGGCCUCACCCCUCACAGCUCGGCGGAGUCGCCCUCCACCGCGGCCAGCCCCACCACCAGCGUGUCCAGUAUGACGGAGCGAGUCGACACCGGGACCUCCAUUCUGUCCGUCACCUCCAGUGACUCGGAGUGCGACGUAUGAUACGCAAAAACAACACAAAAAACACACAAAAACACAUAAGAAAAAAGAGAAAUAUUUACUGGGAAAAUGGACCUGAGAGGAAAAAAAAGACUUAUGAAAUAUCGAGGAUGGGGGGGGGAAAGGACCGAUUGAUAUAAAUAUUGAAUAAAAAGAGAUAAAGCACGUUUUUUUUUUUUUAUUAAAAGCGCUUUCAAAAAGGACACACGCCUCCUCUUCAUCAAAAGCCCCCCACAAGCGCCACUAGACUACUUGCAUGAAUAUUUUGAUUUUCUUCUUCAUUUUGCCUCCAAAGUGCAAAGAUGAUCCUCCACCAGAAGCAUCGAUCAGAGGGAAUUUUACAUUUUCACCUUUUUUGUGAUGAUGAUGAUGGUGUUGCUGAAGCAGCCGUCACGCGGACAAGAUGCAAUCCUGUUUUUCCCUCCCCCCCUUUUUUUGUUGUUUUUGUGUUCAUCAGACAAUCAUUUCAAGUCGUAUAAGCACCUUUUUGUUUUGUUUUUUUAAAAGAAAAAAAUAUCCUGUCACUGCCUUUGUGGGGUCAAAAUAUGUUGAUGACUGUAUCAGAUUUUUAUUUUUUAUUUUCAAAAUUUUAUAUGGAAUGAUGUAUAUAAUAUGUCGAAAAUAACGCCAUCAUUCUCCCGCUGUGUAAUAUACGUGUAGAAAUAUGCUUGUACAUAAUUAUUGCCCCGCCACCCACCUUCCCCUUCUUGUUCUUCCUCUCGUCUCAUCCUCUUUUCUACCCCCCUCCCUCACUUUUCUUGGUGUUCCUACAUAAAAUAUUUGUUGAAAACUUAAA
Messenger RNA from Dunckerocampus dactyliophorus (ringed pipefish), 2030 nucleotides. RefSeq names its product SIX homeobox 3a (gene six3a). Gene Ontology annotation, cellular component: transcription regulator complex; nucleus. NCBI's taxonomy places the organism in Eukaryota, Metazoa, Chordata, Actinopteri, Syngnathiformes, Syngnathidae. The transcript has 2 exons. The coding region runs from base 353 to 1237 and encodes 294 amino acids. The record is from RefSeq and is a predicted model, not a curated record. Gene Ontology annotation, biological process: regulation of transcription by RNA polymerase II; brain development; eye development. Gene Ontology annotation, molecular function: RNA polymerase II cis-regulatory region sequence-specific DNA binding; DNA-binding transcription factor activity, RNA polymerase II-specific.